AUGUCUUACCAACAGCAGCAGUGCAAGCAGCCUUGCCAGCCUCCACCUGUGUGCCCACCCAAGAAGUGCCCUGAGCCUUGUCCUCCUCCAAAGUGCCCUGAGCCUUGUCCUCCUCCAAAGUGCCCUGAGCCUUGUCCUCCUCCAAAGUGCCCUGAGCCUUGUCCUCCUCCAAAAUGCCAAGAGCCUUGUCCUGAGCCAUGUCCUCCUCCCUCAUACCAGCAGAAAUGCCCUCCUGUGCAACCUCCUCCACCCUGCCAGCAGAAAUGCCCACCCAAGAGCAAGUAA
Messenger RNA from Mus pahari (shrew mouse), 285 nucleotides. RefSeq names its product small proline-rich protein 2D. Gene Ontology annotation, cellular component: cornified envelope. The coding region runs from base 1 to 285 and encodes 94 amino acids. Lineage: Eukaryota; Metazoa; Chordata; Mammalia; Rodentia; Muridae. The transcript has a single exon. The record is from RefSeq and is a predicted model, not a curated record.